Messenger RNA from Pimephales promelas (fathead minnow), 1070 nucleotides. Its product is annotated as hatching enzyme 1.2. NCBI's taxonomy places the organism in Eukaryota, Metazoa, Chordata, Actinopteri, Cypriniformes, Leuciscidae. Gene Ontology annotation, biological process: proteolysis. The record is from RefSeq and is a predicted model, not a curated record. Gene Ontology annotation, molecular function: metalloendopeptidase activity; zinc ion binding.
AUGAGUUAAUUACCUCCCUUUGGACACUAAGGCUCAACCCUGGUUGACCCACCUACACAGGUGAAUAUAAAGUUUAGGUUCAACCGCUCGCAGACACCAAAUAUCAGUCCAGGAGCAUCCUAAACAUCCCUACACUGAGACAACAUGGACCCAAGAGCCUCCCUCUCUAUUCUGCUGAUUCUCUUCGGCAUCUCCCAGGCGUCUCCUGUCAGGAAGCCUGUCCAUCACAAUGGGUUCUCACCCAUACCUGGAAAUGUGGACAUCACAACAAAGAUUUUGGAGUCCAACAAUGCAUCAUCGGUACACCUGAUUGAAGGAGAUCUGGUGUUUCCCAAAACCAAAAAUGCUCUCUACUGCUACAACAACAACUGUUUCUGGAAGAAAAACUCUAGCAACCUUGUAGAGGUCCCUUAUAUAAUAAGCAGUGAAUACUCCUCUAGUGACAUCUCUGUUAUUCAGAAUGCCAUGUCCACCUUUCACAACAAAACCUGCAUCCGCUUUGUGCUCAGAUCAUCUCAGACCGACUACAUCAGUAUUGAGAACAAAGAUGGGUGCUACUCUUAUCUUGGUAGAAUUGGUGGCAAGCAGGUGGUCUCCCUCAAAAGAACUGGUUGUGUGUAUCGUGGCAUCGUACAACAUGAGCUCAAUCAUGCUCUGGGCUUCUACCACGAGCAAAGCAGGAGCGAUCGUGACAAGUAUGUCAGAAUCAACUGGGAGUACAUCCCUACCAAUUAUGCCUCCAACUUUCAAUUGAAGAACACUAACAAUCAAAACACCACAUAUGACUACGGCUCCAUCAUGCACUAUGGAAGAACGGCCUUCACUAACCAGACCGGAAAGGACACCAUCACUCCCAUUCCUGAUGCGACGGUGGCAAUCGGACAGAGGCAGGAUAUGUCUAACAUCGACAUCCUGAGGAUCAACAAGCUAUAUGGAUGUGCUGUUUAAUCAUUUAUUAUGUUUUAUCCAUAUACAGAUGAAUAAUGUAAUGAGGUGAUGGUCUUUGUCUUUUGAUGGUUUUAAAUUGGGUAAAAAUGUUUGAUUUUACACGGGAAAAUAAAGCUAAUUAU